AUCAUGGACAGCUCCCCAAAAGAAUCACUGUAGAAGGCUUUUUUGGUCGCAUGCAGACAUAGUUAACCUGUAACUAUAAUAAUAACGGUUUUGGGAGGAGGUUUUCUUUCUCUAUUGUUUCUAAAUCAGCAAUGUGCAUCUGCAAAUUGUGCCACAAGUGGUUUUCAUCCAAAAAGAACGGAGUGAGUCCUCCGUCUCAUAGAAAAAUCUUUGCUUGGCGUACAGUUUGUCCUCACUGCCUGGGCCCUCUCUCUCUACCUCCCCCCGCUUGGUUGCGCAGUACUAAUUGUGUACUAACGGUACCCGCAUUUUGCUCAGGUAACUCCGGCAGCCGGGCGCCACUGAGGCCGUGGUGGGAUUGAACGCGGUGUUGAGUUCUCCCGGGCAGUAAAUACACACUGACAAACAGCUGCCAUUACACUGUGUCCAAAGGCACGUCACCGGUGACCAGUCUGCUGCUCUGCGGCUAGCGCCGUCGGCUAACACGCUAGCUAGCGGGCGUUAGCAUCAACGGCUGACUGAAUGAAUAAAGUUAAGCUGACAAGUUAGCGAAACAUUUCCCGAAACGACGUAAUAACCACACAUGCAACAAAAAAAACGCCGCAGUAUUUAGAAAGCUUUCGACCCCCUAUGCGGACUCCGGGCACCGUGUUCGUCGUCGCUGUGAGAGGGCUUUAGCGGCGGGGACAACGACGGCCGCUCACUCGAGAGGCGACAAUGAUUUCACUGCUGGCUGCUUCACGCCUACUCAGAAGAGGGAAGAGUCCGCUGCGUGAUCCUUUUAAGAGGAUUUGCGUGAACAUGUCGUCCUCCUCCCUUCGCUCGGGUAAGAGGCUGCGGGUUCUGGUGGACAUGGACGGGGUGCUGGUGGACUUCGAGGGGGGGUUCCUGAAGAAGUACCGGACCCGGUACCCGGACGACCCCCACAUCCCCCUGGAGGACAGGAGAGGGUUCUGGGUGUCCACGCAGUACGGCCAGCUGAGGAGCGACCUGUGUGAGAAGGCCAUCAGCAUCUGGCAGUCCAAGGACUUCUUCAUGGAGCUGGAGCCGCUGCCAGGAGGAGUCGAGGCGCUCAAGGAGAUGGCCAAGAUGGACGACACAGAUGUCUUUCUUUGCACCAGCCCAAUAAAACAUUACGAACACUGCCCAUAUGAGAAGUAUGCAUGGGUGGAGAAGCAUUUGGGUCAUGACUUUCUGGAGCAGGUCAUCCUGACCAGAGACAAGACGGUGAUCACCGGAGACCUCCUCAUAGACGACAAGCCUGACAUUUUAGGCGUGGAGCCAGAACCGACGUGGGAGCACAUCCUGUUCACCGCCUGCCACAACAGGCACCUCUCCGUCAGCCCCUCCCAGAGACGGCUCCUGUCAUGGGCCGACGACUGGAGGGCCGUCCUGGACAGCAAGCGGCAGUGAGCUGGCCCCCUCGACCAGAGAGCCCGCCCACUUUUCCCGGGCUGGCGGGUGGUCAUCACCACAUCGGCGGGGGGGUAGGAGGGGGGUUUCGAGGCUCUGAGGAAAAAAAGCUAACUUGCAAAAGGAGUUUGGUAAACAUAUGUGUGAUCAGCCACAUUCACAAUAACACACAGGUUGAAAGUUUUACACACUUGUUGCACUUUGCUGGGAGAAGACGUGCACUUGUUUGACCACAAGGGGGCGCUCAGAGACUAAGUGCGACGUUUACCGCCACUCACCGAGGAAACUGACAACAAAACAGUGAAUUCAAAACGGACACGUGGUGAGUCUGAAGGCAGAUUGGAGCUGCAUACUCUGUCUUUUGACUGUGGACAUUUCUCUUCAGUUGAGUAUGCGAUACGUAAAUGUACCGCAAGAAAGUCAACCUGGACUCGCUAACACUCUAAUGUCAUAUCAUUCAGGGAGAAUACAGCGAUGCAACACGGGGUCACUGAGUAGCACUGUCAUUUCUGCAAUCACACAUGUACAAAGAUUUGUCUGAGGGCGCAAAGAGCCGGGAUGGUGCUUUUUUUCAACAAUGACCGAUACUGAAAAAUAAAACUUCACUCAUACAUA
This is a messenger RNA of Pungitius pungitius (ninespine stickleback), 2028 nucleotides long. Its product is annotated as 5'(3')-deoxyribonucleotidase, mitochondrial-like. NCBI's taxonomy places the organism in Eukaryota, Metazoa, Chordata, Actinopteri, Perciformes, Gasterosteidae. Gene Ontology annotation, biological process: pyrimidine deoxyribonucleotide catabolic process. The record is from RefSeq and is a predicted model, not a curated record. Gene Ontology annotation, cellular component: mitochondrion. Gene Ontology annotation, molecular function: 5'-nucleotidase activity. The transcript is spliced from 5 exons. The coding region runs from base 718 to 1413 and encodes 231 amino acids.